GCUUGCCUUGUCACAGCCAUAAAGCUGCACGCACACGCUUGCAAUACAAAGGCGCAGUCGCAAUUCAACGACACUAGUAGCAGCGGUAGAGAUCUUGCUCGAAAAAUGGUGCUGCGACGAGCUCUCCUGCUGCAUGCUCUCCUGGCAUGUGACGCGUUUCAGGCACCGGUCGCACCCAAACUCAACGCUAUCCCCCUGCACGCCAAGAAAUCCAUCUCGCCGAACUUGAAGGCGAAGCUGCUGCAGGAGGCCGAGAGCCCGUGGCGCACGGUCCGCAAAUUCAUCUACGGCGCGUUCGCGCUCUCCGCGACGGUCGGCGGCCUCACGGCGCUGACGCAGCUCGCCGCCGCCGUCAGCAAACAACCUGAUGCUUUACCGCUGGAGCAGACCAUCCAGAACGUGGUGGUGGAUUUCGGCGUCGUCGCCGCGUGCGCGUACGGCGCCAAGGUCGACGGCGCCGCCGACAGCGGGUUGGAGGAGGACGACGGCGCCCCUUCUACAACGAUUGACGACGAGGCCAUCGCCGCGAACCUGGCGACGCUCCAAAAACUCGAGGUCACGGUCGCGGGUGAAAGGGUCGCGAACGUCGAGACGCUGCGGACCGCGGCGAACCAGGCGGUUGUGGUCGUCGCGGGUCCUUCAUCUGUGGUCGACGACGCCCUGCGGGACGCGCUGAUCGAGCAGAAGACGCUCGCGGCCGCCGAGGUCCUCGUCGUGCCCGUGCGGACGUCGGCCGAGGACGCCGUCGAGGCGGCCAUGGGCCGGCGGAGCGAUUCGUAUGGUUUCGUCGCGCCGCCGGUGGACGCCGCCAAGUGGAAGGCCUACGCCGCGGCGGAGUGCGCCGUCGCCGCGGGCCAGGGCGCGGAGACGGCGGCCGAGGACGGGAUUGUGAUUGCCGUGCGCGCGGACGGGACCGUCGCGCGGCGCGGCCUCGGCAAGCCCGUCUGGAAGAUGGUCGCGGCGGAGCUGUCCCCGCCGAAGAAGGAGGAGGCGUCUUCGUAAGGAUCCCUAUUCCGAAA
Molecule: messenger RNA, 1019 nt
Organism: Pelagomonas calceolata
Lineage: Eukaryota; Pelagophyceae; Pelagomonadales; Pelagomonadaceae
Source: the annotation of a GenBank genome assembly